GGGCUGGUGGCUUGCGCGAGCUGUGAUAUAAGGUGCCUUGGGUCUGGAGGUUGAGGUAUGAAGAUUGUCACUUUCAAUUGACCAUCAGUCUGCAUCUCACGAUUGUGUUGCGCGUCGGCAAAUCCUUUCCUCCUAAACUGUCCAUCAGUCAGCUGUCGGCUCUGUCAGCUCCAACAAACCAUCUUCCCAAAAAGCAAAAAAGAAAGGAGGACGAAAAACCAUGUCUCGCUACUUCCCCCACACGGCCUACGCAGAAGACCAGCCCCUCGCCGGCACAAUCCUCACAGUCCACGUUCUCACGCGCGGCUACACAACCGGCACCGUAGUGGGUCUCGGCAUCGCGGCCGCGAGUGGAGUCGCCAGCCGAAUCCGCGGCACAACGCCCGUGCCAGCCGCCGCCGCUCCGUUCCCCACAUCAGCAACAACAACAUCAACGGCAACGGCAGCGCUCCGAUCGUCAGGACUGCACACCUUCCUCCGUAAAUCAGGCACAGCCAGCGCGAUCAGUAUAGGCUUCACCGGCGUCACCAUGCUGGCGAGGAUGUACGGCCGCGAAGACAUCGAGUGGCGCGAUCGCGCGUGGAGGCUGAUGGAGAGCCGGAGCCAGCUGGAAGUGGAUGACUGGACGUACAGUGGUGCUGCGGCGGGCGUUGCGGCGCUUGGGAUUGCGAGGGCGGCGGACUGCAAUAUCUGCCACCGAAUCUGGACCUUUCUCGAGACGUCUCCCAGCAACGGAGACCGCGAUCCUGUCACCCUAGGCCCCUUCGAUUACGUCAACCUAGGCUCCUUCGAGGAGGCACUCUCCUCAAAAUGUAGCAGACACCUGCCACUCGUCAAAUCGUUCCACAACUUUUGCAAUCAACGAAGGCCACUCUUUGGCCGCAACCCAGCCGACAUAGACAUCAAAUUCCAGCGACCAGGCGUGCUCACCUUUGAAGAAUCCACCAGCACCGGCGUGCAAUAUGCCAAUUUCUUGCUCCUGAAAAGGGAGUCCAUUCCAAACCACCCAGGGAUCGCCCGCAUCCUGGACCCAGAGUGGAUCGAUACCAGCGUCGUGGCAUCUUGGAAGAAGCAGUGCGCUUCCUCCCACGGCCCCAAAUGCGCCAAUCCCGUCAAGAUCUGGCUGAUACGUCCAGCCUGGGUGGUGGACACUGAGCAGCGAUGCCUCGUCCCAGGAGCCAGGUGCGAAUCUUACGUCACGCUGAGCUACCGCUGGGGCAAGGCUCCCGGCUUGCGCAUCCUCCCCGACACAAUCUCCAAGCUCCAGACGCCCGUUGCCAUUGACGACCUUACCAUCGCUUCCCAGCUUGCACCCAUGGUGUGUCACGCCGUGCACUUGACGUCUGCCAUUGGCGAGCGGUACCUCUGGGUUGCCACUCUCUGUAUCGAUCACGCGCGUGAAGCCGAGAGCACCCAGCAGCUCCAGCUUAUGGCCGCCAUAUUUGCAAACGCUUCGCUCACCAUCGUCGCACUUGAUGGUGACGCCGAGGAUGGCUUCCCGGGUUUACAGGGUAUAUCAACCCCCAAAAACCAAGAUGAUGACAACUACGGGUUCGUGCCCUUCGGCGACGAACACUUCAUCCGCGAUAAGCACGACUAUUUUGGCCUUGCCAGCUGGGGAGCCUAUCACAAGCGCGCGUGGACAUACCAAGAGUUCAACAUGUCCCCACGGCGCCUCAUCAUUAGUCACAACUCUUUGCACUGGAUGUACGAGAUCAUGCGCGGGAUGCCAAAUCUCGGCUCCUUCUCCAACCUGAUUCAAGACUACAACCCGAGAGACCUUACGUAUGAGGAGGAUGCCCUGCCCAGUAUCAGCGGCUUUUUGAACGUCAUCACGCAGAAACGAAGAAUUCGACCCUCCUGGUUCGAGAAUCGCCAAUCGUACAAGGACUUUACUCGGCCUCUGCCACCAGGAUGGACUCGACAAGACAUUGCCGAGGUGGCCGAUCCUGAAUUGAGCGAGGGAGGAGACCAGAAUGUACUGCUUUAUCCCGAUGGGUGCCACAUGUACAGCUUUAGACACAGCAGCCAGCCUAAACAUGAACACGAGCAUCCUUGGCACUGGCCUUUCCCCGUGCCAGACAUUCAGGAAUCGACUCAGCCGUUCAUGCCAGAGCAGACUCUGUACAUUAGCUGCGAUACCCGGCGCGCGGCCGUCUCUGCUUUUCAGACAGGCGAAAAGAAUGACGUCUCACUCUAUAGUGACAAGAAAAAGAUCGGGGUUCUGCGGUUGCACAAUAAGGAUCAACUUGAAGACUUCUCCCAGCUAGAUGCCGGCUGGGCUUCUGCGAAGGAGGUCGAGCUGGUCGCCAUCUGCCGCGUGCGAAACUACGAAAGGUCCUAUGAUAAGACUACCGGAUUAUUCUCGCGCCCCUUUCCGACCACAGAGGUGUAUAAUGUGCUAUGGGCGGAGUGGAUCGAUGGGGUUGCGUACCGCCUCGCAAGUGGACGUGUCGACAAGGCGGCGUGA
Messenger RNA from Colletotrichum phormii, 2470 nucleotides. RefSeq names its product heterokaryon incompatibility protein-domain-containing protein. NCBI's taxonomy places the organism in Eukaryota, Fungi, Ascomycota, Sordariomycetes, Glomerellales, Glomerellaceae. The transcript has 4 exons. The coding region runs from base 221 to 2470 and encodes 749 amino acids. The record is from RefSeq and is a predicted model, not a curated record.